This is a messenger RNA of Puccinia triticina, 993 nucleotides long. RefSeq lists its product as uncharacterized. The record is from RefSeq and is a predicted model, not a curated record. The transcript has 5 exons. Lineage: Eukaryota; Fungi; Basidiomycota; Pucciniomycetes; Pucciniales; Pucciniaceae. The coding region runs from base 1 to 993 and encodes 330 amino acids.
AUGUUGGCCAUCCAAACCCUCACCAUGGCCGCCCUUCUUUCGUCCGUCUCAGCCUUUGACCUCCCGGUGACCAUGCCGCCCUCGUUGACGGGUACCAAGCUGUACCCCCGCGCGUUCUCAGUGGGCUCAUUUAUCCCGGGGCAGCUCUCGGCCGGCGAACAUACUGCCGGCCAAUUUUCCGCUGGCACCGCACAGGCUUCGGCCGGCUGCGGCCUGGACUCCAACGUCUGGGGCCAAAUCUCGCCGACCUCCGCCUCCGGCUUUGCCAACCUCUGUCUGCAGUGCCGGGUCAACGUCUUCGGCGUCGACAUCGUCUCGUUCAACUUCUACAAUGCCCUUGCCGCUAGUAUCAGUGCCCAUGGUGUCUCCGCCAGUCAGUGUUCGGUUUUGCAAGCCGCGAUAGAGGGUGACCUCCUCAAACUUUCGGCCGGGGCAAAGACCAGCGCUGCUUGCACGGCAGCCUGUGCCGGAGACCAACGAUGCGACUCUUGCAGCUUUGUCAACGGGAGCUGCCAAAUUAAGGCUGUCGACUACCUCAAACAAAACCAUGCCGGAGCGCCUCUUGCGCAAGCGUUCCAGGGACUGUUCUCGAACGGGGGAUCUGGAUACUGUUCGAUCUGCCCCGCCGACCGGAGCUGUUCCGGCCCGAAACCAAGUGGUCUCCCCCGACGAAGCUUGGCCGCCACUGACGCAUCGGCCAACGAGAAGUGUCCCGCCGGGUUGUCCGCCUGUCCCAUUUCCUCCGGUAUGCCCCUCAAGCCCACCGCCGGCUUCGAGUGUCUCGACGUCCAGCAAGAAGUCAGCUCCUGUGGUGGAUGUGCCUCGACUGGCCAGGGGAUCGACUGUGCAACAAUCAAGGGUGUCUCUUCUGCCGGGUGCUCUGAGGGCAAGUGCAAGAUUUUCUCUUGCAAGGCCGGAUACCAGUAUUCCUCCGUUCACAACGUUUGCUACAAGAGUCACCGUUCGACAAAGAUGUCUUUAUCUUCCCGCUAG